Acanthopagrus latus (yellowfin seabream) is the source of this 2094-nucleotide messenger RNA. Its product is annotated as ras-related protein Rap-2b. The coding region runs from base 325 to 876 and encodes 183 amino acids. NCBI's taxonomy places the organism in Eukaryota, Metazoa, Chordata, Actinopteri, Spariformes, Sparidae. Gene Ontology annotation, biological process: Rap protein signal transduction; negative regulation of cell migration. The transcript has 2 exons. Gene Ontology annotation, cellular component: plasma membrane. The record is from RefSeq and is a predicted model, not a curated record. Gene Ontology annotation, molecular function: GTP binding; GTPase activity; GDP binding.
UCCGCUGAGGGUGACUUGUCCCUGCCAAAGAGAGCAACGGACGCACGGUGGCUACUUGAACGAAAACGGGGGAAGCUCGCUCAAGAACCGGCUGGGCUGUCGUCGGGAACUCAACAUGCCACAAUACAAAUGCUGAGCGUGGGUCCCAAACAACCGUAUUCACCCCCAGAACGGCGAUAGCUGACGGCCACGCCCCGUAUCAACCGACCGGAGCCCGUACAAAAGUGCUGGCGGAGGCGCAACGGCGAGCGGUUUGAAACCCAGCAGGGCGGCUAGCGGGCUCACAGCGGAGAGGAAGCAGGAGCGUCGGCUGUUUUGGGAACCAUGAGAGAGUACAAAGUAGUGGUUCUCGGGUCCGGAGGGGUCGGGAAAUCCGCAUUGACCGUCCAGUUCGUGACGGGGUCCUUCAUAGAGAAAUACGACCCGACGAUAGAGGAUUUCUACAGGAAGGAGAUCGAGGUGGACUCCUCUCCGUCCGUGCUGGAGAUCCUGGACACGGCGGGGACCGAGCAGUUCGCCUCCAUGCGAGACCUGUACAUCAAAAACGGGCAGGGCUUCAUCCUGGUCUACAGCCUGGUGAACCAGCAGAGCUUCCAGGACAUCAAACCGAUGAGGGACCAGAUCAUCCGGGUGAAAAGGUACGAGAGGGUGCCGAUGAUUCUGGUCGGGAACAAAGUGGACCUGGAGGGGGAGAGGGAGGUCUCGUCCGGUGAGGGGAAGGCACUGGCGGACGACUGGAACUGCCCGUUCAUGGAAACUUCAGCCAAAAAUAAAACCUCGGUGGACGAACUGUUUGCAGAGAUAGUCCGACAGAUGAACUAUGCCUCGACACCAAAUGGCGACGACCAGUGCUGCUCGUCUUGUGUCAUUCUUUAAGAAAAAAACAAAAACAAAAAGGACAACCAUAAAGUUUUAUUCUUUGCUCGGUUUUAAGUUUGCAAUGUGUGUUGCAGCAAGUGUGUACUGUUGAGCUCUUCUUCGUGUCUCACCCUGGCCUUGGAGGAAAAUACAGGGAGGAAUGCUGCAGGGGGACGAGAGGAGGAGGAGGAGGAGGGGAGCAACAGAGACAGAGGGGAGGGGUCCACUCUUCAGGAAUUCUGCUGGGUUGGAGUAUCUUUGCUGCGCGAUCAGUGUCCGCCGUCGAUGUCAACACAGUGUCGGAUCCAGAGUUCCAGCAGCGCCUCCCCCUCUCGCCGGUUCCAACUGUACUCCCGACUGGAACUAAACCCCAAUGGAAAAGAUAUGGAGGGCAACACUUAGAGACACUCAUAAAUGGAUAUUUCUGUAAAAGAAGAUGAGAAGAGAGAUAGAGUAUAUUUUGUUAAAUAACUGCAAAGUCUGGGGCGGGUAAACAGAUGUGGGGAUGAUAUCUCCAAACGCUCCUCAACUCUCCAAAUCCUAUUUUUUGUUCUCCAAAGUCAAAAAGAAAUUGACACCACUCUGUCUGCUGGUGGAGUAAACGUGACGAGUGCCACUCUUUUUGUUGUUUUUUUUCCCUUCAUCACCUCUUCAGUGCGCGAGAGGACCUUAACUGAAGUGACAUGAGGACGGUGACCCGAUCGCCCUUGUGUCAAGUGCCUUUCCAAAACAAAUCAGCUGUUCAGAUUUAGUGCCAACCUACAUGUAUCACCAAAAGAACCCUUCAACAUGGCAAUCCACGACUUUAGUGAACUGUUCUUCUGGAUAAUCUCGUAGGGGUGGAGGCUGAAAAAAAAGAAAACUACAAUAGGCUUUUUGUUAAUGGAAUGGCGGUUUUCUGUAUGUUUUCCGUUGGCCUUCUUGAAGUCUAAGGUGUUCAUUUUUUGCAAUGUCUGCUUUAGUCUGGCCAAACCUAUAUCUUGAAAUGCACAGGUACUGGAAUCCCCUUGACGUGAUGAUAACACCACCAAACGCUUACCUUUUCCAGGCCACUUAAAUCAACUUCUGUUUGUUCUGUUUUAUUUUGUUGUUUUUAACAGGAAAUGUGAUGAUGUACCGUUGACAAAUCUAACCUGAUUGUAAGUUCAAUUUCAGACCAGCCUUUUAACAGUGGGCUGUGUCUGUUUUAAGAAAAAAAAAGACUUUUAAUACAAAUGGCAUUUUUAAAAAAAGAAA